AUGGACAGAGAUGACAAACUCGACGAUCAAGAAAAAUCAACGAGGCAGCUAGAGAAAACCGAUCGUGAGACCUGGGCUGACGCAUUUAAUGACGACGCCAAGAAGAAAGCAGCGGAGGAAAAAACCCCUCUUGACGACAACGUCACGCUCCAGAAUCUAAUUGGCCAUUACUCAGGCAAAAACUCAACGGUCAGCAAGACUAGAGAAGGGCUAGAAUCAACAAAGGAAAGAACAUCAUCAACAUCAUCAAUAGAGGAUGAGGAUCAGAAAGGAUCAACCCUUCCUCAUUCAUCUCUCCACAUCAGUCGUAUGACCGCAGGUGCAAUAACACAGCGAUCACGACUGAAUCAACUAAGAAGCAUCUACCAGACGAUCAGGAACCUAAACCCUGAGACUAUACGAGAAACUCAUCUAGAAAAUUAUCAAAAUCAAGCGAACAAGCUGUUCGAUGACUUUACCAGAUACCACGAGUCAUUGAAUUCUACAGCAUCUCAAUUGGACCUGCAACACACGUACUACGUGUCUCAAUAUUUCGAAAAAAUGAUGACACUCCACGGGGAGAUCAGCGAGAUACUGAGCGAAUACAAGGGCAUUCUUCAAGACAGAUAUCGCCCAUCUACACCACACCAAAGAAAUAGUGAAUCAGAAAGCAAGCUACCAAGGAUGGACUUGCCAAAAUUCAGCGGACAGUACAAGGAAUGGAAGUCAUUCAUCGAUCGUUUCAACAUGAUGGUUGGCAACAAGAAUAUCACCCCAGUCGAGAAGAUGAUCAGAUUGGAAGGUUGUCUAGUGGGGGAUGCAAAGGCUAUCAUUGCAAAUCUUACAACAACGAACGAAAAUUACGAUAUUGCAAUGAAGAAACUCACCAAUCGCUACGAGAAUCAGAGGCUAAUCGUCACGUCAUUGUUCACUAAUCUCAUGAGCAUGACACCAAUGCAUAAAAAAUCGGCGAAAGGUCUUCGAGAAGUUAUCGACACAACUACAUCAACACUCAACGGGUUGAAAGCACUUCACAUUAACGUAGAAGGCUGGGACGCAAUUAUCAAUCACAUCAUGAGGACUGCAAUCGAUCCCGACACUAGGGAAAAAUGGGAAGAGAAACUAGGAGCGUCCACCAAGGUGCCCUCGUUGAAGGAAUUCAUGGAUUUCCUGAAAGCCAGAGCAAACGCCCUCGAGAGUGUCGAUAGCAACAACCCGAUCAACUCAACAACCGUGAACAGCAAUAACCAUGGGAAAUCAAAUGCAAAUAAGAAAUCCACAGUUUAUACUCACACAGUAUCCAGCACGAACAAUCAGCGGGAAAAGAAAUCAGACGUAGCUCCAACGAAACAGUCAGGAUCAAAGGAAAAGAGCUGCACACUGUGUAAGGGAAAUCACUUUAUCGGAUAUUCCUGUACAAAGUUCAAGGACAUGACGGUCAAGCAACGAAGAGAAGCCAUUCAACAGCUGGAUCUAUGCUGGAACUGCCUAGGACCUCAUAAAGUCGAUAAAUGCAUCAGUGAAAAGACGUGUCGAACGUGUGAUCGUCAGCAUCACACGUUAAUUCACGAGAACAGAGACAUCGCUUCAGCCAUCGGAUAA
Molecule: messenger RNA, 1581 nt
Organism: Diachasma alloeum
Lineage: Eukaryota; Metazoa; Arthropoda; Insecta; Hymenoptera; Braconidae
Exons: 1
Coding region: 1-1581 (526 amino acids)
Source: RefSeq, a predicted model, not a curated record